AUGCCUGUGGUUCAGAAGUUGUAUAAUGCUUGCAAGGGGUCCUUCUCUAGUAAUGGUCCAAUAUCAGAAGAAGACCUAGAGAAAGUUCGUGCUAUCUUAGAUGAAUUGAAGGCUUCUAAUGUGGGGCUCGAACAGGAAGCACAAUUGGCACGCGGAUGGAAACAUUCUAUUCAUGGUAGCAAUGGCAGAAAAGGGCGUAAUGGCACUCAUCAGUACCCACCCGCAAUCAAAUAUCUGCAUUUGCAUGAAUGCGAUAGAUUUUCGAUAGGAAUCUUUUGCAUGCCACCUGGCUCCAUCAUACCCCUUCAUAAUCAUCCUGGAAUGACUGUUUUGAGCAAGCUUCUGUAUGGUUCUUUGCAUGUGAGAUCAUACGAUUGGCUUGAUUUACCGGAGUGCUCUGAUGUUUCUAAAGCAAGACCUGCAAAGCUUGUUCGCGAUUGUGAAAUGAGUGCACCUUGUGGUACAACAGUUCUUUAUCCAAAUAGCGGAGGCAAUAUUCAUUGUUUCAAAGCCUUGACGUCCUGUGCUCUCUUUGACAUUCUUUCACCUCCUUACUCCUCAGAAGAUGGGCGACACUGUUCUUAUUUCCGGAAGUCCCCUCGUGUAGAUCUUCCAAGUCUUGAAGAGUUGUGUGGCGCAGAACCAUCUGAAGUAGCUUGGUUGGAAGAGAUUCAACCCCCUGAGAACUUCGUAGUCCUCAGGGGGGUGUACAAGGGCCCGACCAUUAGAAAGUAA
This is a messenger RNA of Prunus armeniaca (apricot), 735 nucleotides long. NCBI's taxonomy places the organism in Eukaryota, Viridiplantae, Streptophyta, Magnoliopsida, Rosales, Rosaceae. The record is from the annotation of a GenBank genome assembly.